GUCUAUUUCAAGCACAAUAUAAAUAUAGAGGAACUUUCUUUUGUUGGUGACAUUUGGAACCAUGGAGCUUUUGUGCCUGUUCGUUUUUAUGUUGUUUUCGACGGUUUCAGGGAAUAAUGGAACCAUAGAUGUCAUCGAUCUCACCGACCUCGUAAACUGCAACGAUUCAUCAAGUAUUCUGACAGUGAACCAGAAGUGUUUUGAUGUGUACGGUGUACCCCUCAAAAUGCCAGCCGCGAGCAUGCUUAGCAACCUGUCCCAUUCACCAACUGAAUUACUGAAAAACCUGAUGAGCACGUUUGACCCCACUUCAGCAGCUAAAGUUUGUAGUGAUAUUGACAGUUAUGUGAAAGCGAGCGUGUGUAGCAGUCGGGUAUCCAGAAAGUGUUCACUGGAUGUACCCUUCUUGAAGGAUAUGUUUCCAUCGGCAGACAAAAUACGGAAGACAGAAGAGUAUUCUUGCGCAAACGUGGGCAAGGUCAACCAAACCUGCCUGAAUGAAGUUUUGCCGAAAAUCGUUGAUUGUGCCAACAUCACCGGCGCCAUCAGCAUCAGCGAUCCACUCAGUAUCAACAUAACCGAUUUAAUGCAGAGGACGUUAUGUGCGUCAACACAGUUGAUGAUGGUAUGUGGCCGAAGAUUCAUGCCUGCUUGUGGUCAACUCAGCCUGCAGAUGUUCGAAGCAUCACAGCCAGACACAAGCAGCUGCACUUCGAUCUCUACACAUGUCAACACUACCGGUGUAGAUGUAGUCCAGGUGGACUGUUCAAGCGAUCAAACCAUCCGAAAGGGCUACCUUCAAUGCUUAAUGAACAACGGGAUAACGCUCCUUGUCCCGGAACAACCAUCCAGUGAUGCCACAAGUCAAUAUAUCUUGAACGCAAUGACAUUGGACGAAAACAAGAAGCUGUGCAGUAAUCUGAAGAACUACCAGCUGGCAGUGAACUGUACUCUGUGGGUACAGAAGCAGUGCAGUGACCACGUGAUGAAGCCCACGGUGGCCGACUCCCAGACAGUGCAGGACGGCUUGGCUAAACUCUGCGGCCACAUUGGGGAUUUCGACACCAAGUGUGUUCAAAAUGCACCUAAAGCAGCGUGCGGCAGUAAACGACGCUCUUUGGCUUCAAUUAUCCUGAGACAUCUGUGCGAUGACACUAAUGCCACCCAGAAGUGUCUGGUGUCUGCAGUGAGCGGCUGCAGCAAGACGACCGUCAGCAUGUACAAAGAUGUCCUGCUCAGCCAAUCCCCGUCUAUGUGUCUGAAGACAAAGAUUGGAUCAACGUCGGCGCUGAUUGGCUGACAAAAAUCCUACAUGACAGUAUAAAUACGCGAUUGUACUGCAGUUAACCAAUGAUUCAACCAUCAUAUAUGAAUAUAUGGAUAUAUAAAUAACAUGCGCAAACA
This is a messenger RNA of Haliotis rufescens (red abalone), 1404 nucleotides long. RefSeq lists its product as uncharacterized. The record is from RefSeq and is a predicted model, not a curated record. The coding region runs from base 62 to 1300 and encodes 412 amino acids. The transcript is spliced from 9 exons. Lineage: Eukaryota; Metazoa; Mollusca; Gastropoda; Lepetellida; Haliotidae.